Culicoides brevitarsis is the source of this 1726-nucleotide messenger RNA. Its product is annotated as serine/threonine-protein kinase 32A. Gene Ontology annotation, molecular function: ATP binding; protein kinase activity. NCBI's taxonomy places the organism in Eukaryota, Metazoa, Arthropoda, Insecta, Diptera, Ceratopogonidae. The record is from RefSeq and is a predicted model, not a curated record. The transcript is spliced from 9 exons. Gene Ontology annotation, biological process: protein phosphorylation. The coding region runs from base 392 to 1726 and encodes 444 amino acids.
GUAGAAAAUCUUCAAAUUAAAAUCAGUAUUUUGGUAACGAAACGACAAAAAACGAAGGAAAACAUAGAAAGCAAAAAAUGUGGUGUAAUGUAAAAAUAAUGAUGUUUUCCGUUAUUUUAAGCACUGAGAAGAAUCAGUGGCAAAGAAAACCCACAAAAAAGGUAGGAAAUACCAAUUAAACGUAGACAAUAGACGUAAACAAAACACAAUUAAAUACUGUUUGGUACGAGAUCUUGUAAACAAUACCGAAGCAUGGCAAGUGCGAAGUAAGCCGGAUAUCAUACACACACAAGAAAAUCAUAUUUGUUGUGAGGAAAAUGUUUUGACUUGAAGUGUUUACAGUGAAAAUUCUAAAGUGAAAUCUGCAAAUAUCGUCAUCGUCAUCAUCACAAUGGGUGCAAAUACGUCAAACAUGAAACAGGAGGAUCUCUCAUUGUUGUCAGAUGAAGAUGUUAACUUUGAUCACUUUCAAAUACUACGGAAUAUCGGCAAAGGCAGCUUUGGAAAGGUCUGUAUCGUGCAGAAAAAGGAUACCGGUCGGUUGUUUGCCAUGAAAUAUGUGAGUAGAAGUGCUUGCAUUGGCAGAGGUGCAAUUGGCGGCGUACUUAAGGAAAUUGAGCUACUGGCUUCGUUGGAGCAUCCCUUCCUCGUUAAUUUAUGGUUUUCGUUCCAAGACGAAGAAGACCUUUUCAUGGUGUGUGAUUUAUUAGCUGGCGGCGAUCUUCGAUAUCAUUUAAUACAAAAGGUCGAUUUUUCCGAAGCAAGUGUUGCCUUAUUAGUGUGCGAAUUAGGAUCAGCACUAGAUUACUUACAAACUCAACGGGUACUUCAUAGAGAUAUUAAACCAGACAACAUUUUAUUGGAUGAAGAAGGACAUGCACACAUUACGGACUUUAACAUAGCAACACGCUUGCAGCCAGACGGAUUAGCAUGUUCAAUGAGCGGAACUCUACCUUACAUGGCUCCCGAAGUAAUUCAAUGUGCUUUAGAUGAAAUAACGGGUUACAGUUACUCCGUAGAUUGGUGGUCGUUGGGUAUCGUGGCAUACGAAAUGCGUGCCGGCGUUCGCCCUUUCGAAAUUCACUCGCAAUCACCGAUUUCCGAAGUCAAGUCUAUUCUAAAUACGCAACCAAUUUUCCCCGCCACGUGGAGUGACAAUUUCAUCGAUCUCAUCAACAGAUUGCUGAAUGUCCAUCCAGGGGCACGAAUUACGUCAAAACGCGAAUUGCAUCAAACGCCGUUGUUGCGAAAAAUUGAUCCGAAGAAAAUCUACAACAAAGAGACGACACCACCGUUUAAACCACCUUCUAAUCAUCUGAACUGUGAUCCAUCAUUAGAGCUCGAAGAAAUGAUCGUCGAAGCUCGUCCGUUGCACAAGAAAAAGAAACGUCUUGCCAAGCAGCGUUCGUGCGGACCACGAGAAGGCAGCGAAGAAUACGAUCCGCAGCUCUUGAAGGAGUUUAUCGUCUACAAUCGCUACAAAGAACUGAAACGAAAAGCAAUGGAGGAGAAGGAACGCGAAUGGCAACGCGAACUCGAUAAUGCAAUGGCCAACUCAGAAGUCACGGACAGUCAACCCCAAUUAAAUAUUGUCAAUUCACAGGGAACAACAACCCAAUCAUCCUCCGCAAACACAACCGCAUCCACACAAAGCACGUCAACAUUUCAUCAUCAUGCACUUGACUACAUUGACAGAAGCCCAUCGCCUCAUUCCACGCAUCUUUAA